This is a messenger RNA of Adineta steineri, 1923 nucleotides long. The record is from the annotation of a GenBank genome assembly. NCBI's taxonomy places the organism in Eukaryota, Metazoa, Rotifera, Eurotatoria, Adinetida, Adinetidae.
AUGAAUAUUUCCAAUAACAAUUAUUCAAAUAUAUUCGAUUUACCUAAUGAAAUAUUAUUUAUUAUUAUCAAGAAAUUGAAUAUUAGUGAUGUGAUUUAUUCACUUGUCGAUGUUAAUGAACGAUUUGGUCGCUUAUUAUUUGAUCCUUUUUAUAUUCAAAAUCUUAAUAUUACACUUAAGACUAUGAAGCCAUUUUGUCAUCGUACAUUUUCAAUACAUGAACAAGUUCUUUCAAAUAUUUGUGAAAACAUCUUACCAAAUAUUCAUGAUCAAGUUAAACAACUUGCUAUUGAAGAACAUUCAAUAGAACGUAUUUUUAUUUACAAUUAUUCUCAACUUUAUUCUUUGUCACUUGUUAAUUUUAAAGAAGAAAUACUCUGUAAAUAUCUAACAGAUUAUUCAGUUCUUCGUAAUCUUCUUAUAUAUCAAAUCACACAUCUACAUAUUGAUAUUCAGACUGAUAAAAUACCAAAAAUAUUAUCUAAAAUUUCAUCAAAUAUACUUAUACUGAUUUUAUCCCUAUGUCAACGAUUAAUCAAGUUGAAUUUUUGUCAAGUAUUUUCUUAUCGAAAUUCAUUUAUUCCGAUUUGUAAAUUACCAAAAACAUGUUUUACAUAUUCAACUUUAAUCGAAUUAAAAAUAAAUGUUGCAACGUUUAAUGAUUGUCUUCGUCUUCUUGAUGGACGUUUCGAUUCCUUAUCAAAAUUAACUAUCAAUGUAAGAGAGAUCAAAUAUGAACGAAAAGAAAUAAACAACGAGACAAAACUUCCUAAGUUGAAAUACUUCUCAUUAACUUCAUUUGAUAUAAUACAGAAUUUUGAUGACUAUAUUAUUCCAUUACUUCGUCGAAUGAUAAAUCUUGAAGAAUUAAUAUUAUUUCUAACAGUAGUAAGAGUUGACUCAACUGUUAUUGAUGGUAUUGAAUUAUAUGAUCAAGUACUUGUUCAUAUGUCACACCUAAAUAAAAAAAAUUUCAACAUUCAAAAUAGUUUCAUUGGAAGAGAAUAUGGAGAAGUUGGUUCAUAUGUACAUUUGGAUCCAAGUACAAUCACUGGUUUUAAACAAUCAAAGGGUGUGGUGAUGUCUCAUGUGUAUUCACUUCCAUAUCAAUUCGAAAGUUUCCUUCAUCUCAACAGUUCUUUUCAAGAUGGCAUGUUUGUUAAUGUACGAUGCUUAACAAUGACUGAUUCAUAUCCUUUUGAACGUGAAUUCUUCAAAAUUAUUUCUGAUAGUUUUCCUCUAGUAAAAAACUUGACGAUAUCCAAUUUGAAACCACAAAAAAACAAGCAACAUUCUUCGACAUUAAUUAGUUUUCCUCAUCUUAAUCUUCUGAAUCUUGUUCACGCACAUGAUGAUUAUGCUCAACAAUUUCUCGUCGAUACGAACACUCAUUUACCUUGUUUGUUGGACCUCUGCAUCACAUAUGAAUCACUCGAAAUUGUAACAAACAACUUCACAAAUGAUGCAACACGACUUUAUUGUUCUAAAUUAAAAGGACUUCAUAUGGAUAAGCCGUUUGUUCGACCAAAACAUUUUGAUGAAUAUUUUCGUUUAUUAUUUCACCUCUAUUCAUUUGAACUUGAUCAUGAAUUGUACGAUGAUAAAUGUGUUAUGAUAGAUGGAUGUUGUCCAACUGAUCGAGAAACUCUAUGGACUUCAAUUGGCUGUGAAACAUGCACAAGAAGAAAAAAAAAUACAUUAGAGGAAAAAAUAACUGAUGAAUUAAUUAAACAAGAAAAAUUAUUAUCAUCAACGAUUUCAAUUACACCAACUGAUCCAUUGAGUCAUGUAUUUCAAAAGAAAGCUGUAACCAAUUCUACAAAUGAAACAACAACAGCUGGAUCAUAUAUGUUGAAACGACUUUAUGGUAACACUGAUCUUCUAUCGUCAAAUAAAACAACUACAACAACAGGUCAAGUAUAA